AUGAAGCUGUUGUGUGCGCUGAUUGCGAGUUUGAUCGCGGUUUGUGGCUGGGCGUUGGUUGUGGCGGAUGAUGAUACCAUUAACCUCGUCUUUGAUGAUACAAACGGAUUGGGUCGUACAUUUGAGGGCAUUGGUGGUAUCAGUGGAGGAGGGGCUACGUCUAAGCUACUGGUCAACUACCCACAACCGCUGCGUGAUCAAAUACUGGACUACCUGUUUUUGCCAAACUUUGGAGCAUCUCUUCAGAUUUUGAAAGUUGAAAUUGGUGGAGAUGUGCAGAGUACUGACGGAACUGAAGCCUCACAUAUGCACAACAGCUGGGAGGAAAACUACGAGAGGGGUUACGAAUGGUGGCUGAUGCUGGAAGCUAAAAAGAGAAAUCCAGAUAUUAAAAUCUACUCCUUGCCAUGGGGAUUUCCCGGCUGGGUCGGACAAGGAUCCUCAAGUCCUUACGGAAACACCACAGUCCUGGCUGAUUAUGUGGUCAGGUGGAUUAACGGGGCCAAAACACACUACAACAUUACUGUAGAUUAUGUUGGAAUCUGGAAUGAAAGACCAUGCAACAAUGAUUAUGUCAAGGUCUUAAGGAAAACUCUUAAUGAAAGAGGAUUUCAGCAUACCUUAAUAGUUGCAUCAGACAACGGAUGGGAGUUUGCUGAUGGCCUUUACGGUGAUCAUGAACUAGCCAAUGCUGUCCAUGCUGUUGGAUGCCAUUACCCAGGUACAUGGUCCAGCAACAGUGCUAAGUAUGUUGGGAAAGCACUGUGGGCCUCAGAAGAUUACAGCACCUUCAAUGAUGAAUUUGGAGCUGGUUGCUGGGCAAGAAUUCUUAACCAGAAUUAUGUUGAUGGGCUUAUGACAGCGACAAUUGCUUGGGACCUGAUCGCCAGUUACUAUCACAACUUGGACUUCUUCAGAGAUGGACUGAUGACCGCCGUCGAACCAUGGAGUGGUCACUAUGUGGUCAAUAGUCCUAUUUGGGUAACAGCACACACAACCCAGUUUGUCUCUGUGGGCUGGAAGUAUCUCAACCACACAGCUGGAGUUGGCUAUUUGAAGAAUGGAGGCUCCUAUGUUGGUCUGGUCAGUCCGACUGGCAAUGACCUGACAAUUGUCAUUGAGACCAUGACUCAUGACCACUCACAAUGUAUCAGGCCCGGCUUACCAUGGUACACCGUUUCACCCCAGAAUGUGUCCUUGAACCUUAAAGGUCACUUUUCCAAGAUUACCAAGCUGAACCUCUGGUACAGUCAGCUGUCAUUCGAUGGUAAACUCAGCAACAUGUUCACAAGCAUGGGCCCUGUUCAGGUGGUCAAUGGCAUGGUAAACCUCACUUUGGGACUGGACCAGAUUUACACACUGACCACACUCUCUGGAGGUCACAAGGGCUCUCAUCCCACUCCGCCAUCUUCUCAUCCAUUCCCUCUUCCUUACUUUGAUGACUUUGAAGGUAACAAUCUGUAUAAUGAACCCAACAACCUAGCCCAGCAAACCGGAUCCUUCGAGGUGCUUAGCAAUGGAAGCAACAAGUUCAUCCGACAGAUGGUGAUGGAAUGGCCACUGAGCUGGUGUGGUGCAGAGUCAGUCGGCAAAGCUGUCACCGUUAUCGGAGAUAGCACAUGGGAUGACUUGUUCAUCGAAAUUGACUUCCAGUUCCCGACCGUGAAUGCCUCAAACGGCAUCUUUGUUGCUGCCAGGAUUAAUCAAGCUGGUUGUGAGAUGGAUCAUUCUCAAGGAGUUUUCUUUUUCAUCACGUCAGACAAUAAGUACUCCCUGACCAGAGAUUCACGUGCAACUGAUGAAGUUACUUCAGGCAACCUGCCUUCUCCUGCCCACACCGGAUGGCACAAGAUAUCCCUUUAUGUUCAGGGAAGCAAAGCUUAUGGAGCCUUUGAUAAACGAGACCUUUUUGCUGUUGACCUGAACGUCCACGGAAGCCCGGUGCCAGGAUUUGCUGGAAUCGGCACCUACAACUAUGGCCUAGCUGACUUUGACAACUUGCACAUUGCCCUAACUCCACAGGGUGCACAUCAGAGAAAGAUCUUCCGCAAGCCAUCAUCCAAUCCACUUUUUUUCAUCAAGGAACACUAA
Molecule: messenger RNA, 2091 nt
Organism: Candidula unifasciata
Lineage: Eukaryota; Metazoa; Mollusca; Gastropoda; Stylommatophora; Geomitridae
Source: the annotation of a GenBank genome assembly